UGGGUGUUGUAGCUAGCGAAGAGAUGAACGGAAAGCGGCCUGCUGAGCUCGGUUCUGACCGGGCGGGGAAAAAAGUAAAGAAGGAGGUGAUGGCUAAGUUCUCGGAUGCUGUCACAGAGGAAACUUUGAAAAAGCAAGUGGCUGAGGCCUGGAGUCGCAGGACGCCAUUCCGCCACGAAGCCAUUGUCAUGGACAUGGACCCCUUUCUUCACUGCGUGAUCCCAAACUUCAUCCAAAGCCAAAACUUCUUGGAAGGACUUCAGAAGGAACUUUUGAACUUGGACUUCCAUGAAAAGUAUAAUGAUUUAUAUAAAUUCCAGCAGUCUGACGAUCUGAAGAAGAGAAGAGAGCCCCACAUCUGUGCUUUAAGGAAAAUUCUGUUUGAACAUUUCCGGUCUUGGAUUUCAGACAUUUCCAAGAUUGACCUGGAGUCAACCAUUGACAUGUCCUGUGCUAAAUACGAAUUCUCAGAUGCCCUGCUCUGUCAUGAUGAUGAGCUGGAAGGGCGCCGGAUCGCCUUCAUUCUUUACCUGGUUCCUCCCUGGGAUGCAAGCUUGGGGGGCACCCUGGACCUGUUCAGCGUUGACGAACACUUUCAGCCGAAGCAGAUUGUCAAGUCCCUUAUCCCUUCGUGGAACACCCUGGUUUUCUUUGAAGUGUCUCCAGUAUCCUUUCACCAGGUGUCUGAGGUCUUGUCUGAAGAAAAGUCACGUUUGUCCAUCAGCGGCUGGUUUCAUGGUCCUUCACUGACCAGGCCUCCCACCUACUUUGAGCCUCUCAUAGCUCGGAGCCCUCACAUCCCACAAGAUCAUGAAAUUUUGUAUGAUUGGAUCAACCCUACUUAUCUUGACAUGGAAUACCAAGCUCAAAUUCAAGAAGAAUUUGAGGAAAGCUCUGAAAUUCUCCUAAAAGAAUUCCUUCAGCCUGAGAAAUUUGCAGAGGUGUGUGAGGCUUUGGAGAGAGGACAUGUGGAAUGGAGCAGCCGAGGUCCCCCUAACAAAAGGUUUUAUGAGAAGGCUGAGGAAAGCCAGCUUCCUGACAUCCUGAGGGACUGCAUGGCACUGUUCCGCUCCGAGGCGAUGUUCCUGCUGCUCUCCAACUUCACAGGCCUGAAGCUUCACUUUCUGGCACCUUCAGAAGAUGAGCCUGAGGACAAAAAGGAGCGAGAUGGAGCCUCUGCUGCUGGGAACACUGAAGAAGGGACUAGUCACAGCUCUUCUGAGCCAGAGAACAGUCGGGGGGCCACCAGCGACAGCAGUCUACAGAGCGAGGGACCGACAGAUCCAGAGGAAGAUGAAGCAAAGAAAG
Messenger RNA from Budorcas taxicolor (takin), 1308 nucleotides. RefSeq names its product prolyl 3-hydroxylase OGFOD1-like. The annotation marks the transcript as partial. Gene Ontology annotation, cellular component: cytoplasm. Gene Ontology annotation, biological process: regulation of translational termination; peptidyl-proline hydroxylation. The transcript is spliced from 10 exons. Gene Ontology annotation, molecular function: L-ascorbic acid binding; iron ion binding; peptidyl-proline dioxygenase activity. The record is from RefSeq and is a predicted model, not a curated record. NCBI's taxonomy places the organism in Eukaryota, Metazoa, Chordata, Mammalia, Artiodactyla, Bovidae.